Messenger RNA from Gryllus bimaculatus (two-spotted cricket), 814 nucleotides. The record is from the annotation of a GenBank genome assembly. NCBI's taxonomy places the organism in Eukaryota, Metazoa, Arthropoda, Insecta, Orthoptera, Gryllidae.
AUGCCGCAUCCCACGGAGCACUUCUCCCGCGUGCCGGUUUUUCGCUUUGAGCCCGGGCUGUCGUCGCCCGCGAGGAGGAAGCGCGAGUCGUUCCCGCGCUCGCUCAUGUCGCGGCUGCUGGUUCGCCCGACUCGGCGCGCGCUCGGUGGCAGCGCGCCCUCCAGCCUCGGGCCCCGCGGCGCGCGGCGACGGCGCCGCUUCCGCGCCGCCUCGGGCGCCGCUCCAGCCUGGCGGCGACUAGCGCCGACGGCCGCAAUCGCUGGGGCCAGCCUUCAGCCCCACCUCGGCGAUUUCAUUAUCAAAAUAUCGUUAAGUUAUCAUGGUAAUGGUACUAUAUGGAGAUUAUUUCCUUUUAUGGCUACUGAAAAAUCAUUUCGUUUAGGGAGUCGGUUGUCUCGUUCCAAGACAGUUGGUCGACCAGAAACAAAGAAAGAGAAGCUUAAAGGCCUGCAAAUGACUGUGUGUCAUGACUGCAAGACCAUGGUGCUGCAGAUCAUAAAGUCUUCACGCACAAGUCGUUCUAAUGCUAUUCGUAAUCUUACUCUCAACCUCUCCCCUGUGUAUUAGAUAUAAGAUAAAAAAAUUGAAAAUCACUGUAAAUGAUGCAACAAAAAUUAAAUUUGUGGGCCUUGUGAGAUAAUUUGUGAAGAGACCAUUAAUGGACUAAGAUGGUUGUGUCUAGGUUCUUGACUUGGUGAUAAUAAAACACAGAUUACAGACAUAAAAAAUUCUAAAUCUGGAAGUUAUUACAUUAAGUCACACCUUUGACAAGCAAAUUGUUCUUGUAAUUGUAGUUAUUGAAAUUUUAUUUUUG